Molecule: messenger RNA, 516 nt
Organism: Acaulospora colombiana
Lineage: Eukaryota; Fungi; Glomeromycota; Glomeromycetes; Diversisporales; Acaulosporaceae
Source: the annotation of a GenBank genome assembly
AUGUCUACGGGCUAUCAACCGCUAGCGCUGACUCCAUCUACAGCUGGAUUUGGCCCCGCAUCGUUCUACAAUAACGAGGAUCAAGAUGAACGAGACUUCCAUGUAGGAUGGAAAAGAAGGUGGCCAUGCUGGGAAGGCGCACAACGCCUUUUUCAAAACAAUAUUGGUCUCCUUUAUAUCAUAGCUUCACAGCUAAGCGGCACAUGCAUGAAUGUGAUAGUAAAGCUUUUGAACUCGAUAGAUCCUCCGGUCCCCACAUUUGAGUUCAUAACAUACCUGUUCUCGAUCACUACUAUGUAUGAGACCUCCGUCCCCCAUCCUAUAGCCGGUCCACCGGGCGUUAGACAUCUCUUGAUUUUACGAGGGCUCUUUGGAAUAUAUUAUUCGUUGGUGUACCUAUCCUUAUCGGACGCCAUUGUCAUCACAUUUCUUGUCCCAACAACAACGGCCAUCGCCGGAUAUCUUCUUCUCCAUGAAGCUCUCAAUAGAAGGGAGAUUGUAGCAGGACGUAGGUGA